AUGAGUAAGAAUUUUUCUGAUCUUCUUCGGGGUCUUAAAGCAGUGAUACUUAUAUUGGUGGUUCAAGCAGCACUUGGUGGAGUAAUUGUCUUCUAUAAGUUGGCUGUGAUUUACGGUAUGAGCGUGAGGGUAUUGGUCGCUUACAGAUUUAUCUUCGCCACUGCUUGUGUAAUUCCACUUGCAUUGAUAUUAGAAAGGAAGAGUAAAGCAAAACUGACAUGGAAGAUAGUGUUCCAAGGGUUUUUAUCGGGGCUAUUUGGGGGAGCACUGGGACCGAAUUUAUUCAUUGCGAGCUUAUCCUUAACAUCUGCAACAUUUGCUACAGCCGUGUCCAACUUAGUUCCUGUUGCUACAUUAAUCUUGGCCGUUAUCUUAAGGUUGGAGAGAUUGGGAAUAAGAACGCUGGCAGGACAAGCCAAGUUGGUGGGCAUUUUCUUGAGCAUAGGUGGAGCAAUGAUUAUUACAUUUUACAAAGGAGAAGAGAUAAACCUUUGGUCAACCAACAUAAACCUAGCCAAACAUAGUGGAGAUCAUGCAACAGGGAAACAUGCUUUGCUUGGCAAUCAAGUGUUAGGUUCCUUGUUGGCUCUAGCGGCGUGCGUAUCUUUUGCAAUUUGGUAUAUAAUUCAAGCCAAGAUCAGUGAAAAUUAUCCUUACAUAUAUUCAAGCACCGUUUUGAUGUGCAUCGCAGCAUCAGUUCAAGCAACAAUUUAUACCAUAAUUGCUGAGAGGAACUGGUCUGCGUGGAAGCUUGGCUGGAAUAUUAGGCUUCUAAGCGCUGUUUACACGGGAGCCAUUGGUACAGCACUAACGGUUGUUCUUAUGACUUGGUGCUUGCGGUCGAGGGGGCCAUUAUUUGUAUCCAUCUUCAACCCUUUUACACUAGUAUUUGUAGCCAUUGUUGGAUCUUUGAUCUUGAACGAGAGGCUAAAUAUAGGAAGCAUUUUAGGUUCAGUGCUCAUAGUUAUAGGGGUAUAUGUUGUAUUAUGGGGAAAAGCCAAGGAGAAGAAGGGUUCGGCCCAACUAGCACUACAAGAAUAUCCAGCGGAGUCUGAGGCCGUGGACGCUGUCAUAAGUUCAUUGCAAGAUACGCAUCAAAUUUGUGAUACAAACAAGGAAUCUCAUCCUAGUUAA
Messenger RNA from Theobroma umbraticum, 1134 nucleotides. RefSeq names its product WAT1-related protein At1g25270-like. Gene Ontology annotation, molecular function: transmembrane transporter activity. Gene Ontology annotation, cellular component: membrane. NCBI's taxonomy places the organism in Eukaryota, Viridiplantae, Streptophyta, Magnoliopsida, Malvales, Malvaceae. The record is from RefSeq and is a predicted model, not a curated record.